UGAUGAUUUACCUCUUCCUCUCUUCCUCUUUCUUUUUUAAUGUAAUUACGAAUUCUUUUCCUACAACCACCACAACUACUACCACUGCAAAAUAAAAGAAGGAAAACAAAAUGUCAAACAUCAUGACGAUCAACAACAUGGAAGACCUCAACUCUGCACUGGAUGCUCAUACCAAGAUUCUGCUAGGGUUUUAUUCAGAAGACUCUGAGGAGUCCAAAGCCAUUGAUCAUCAAUUCAAUCAGUUUUCCAAAAAUCCCAGAUGCUCGGCUAUCAAGUUUAUCAAAAUUAAUGUUAACCAGCUACAAGAAGUCCAGAAGCGGUAUGAGAUCACUACGACACCCACAGUCCUGGCGCUAUCUAAUCGUGACCUCAUAGGGCAGUGUGAGGGAAUUAAAGAACUGGAGGGGCUUCCCAAGUUAAUUACGCAGCUCGAGUUGGAUUAGAAAGUACUCAUUCACCCUAUUCUACGCCUCGGAUUCCCUUUGUAGGAAAGCAGUGAAAUCAAUAAAGAAUUUGUUUCAGAC
Messenger RNA from Lobosporangium transversale, 524 nucleotides. RefSeq lists its product as hypothetical. The record is from RefSeq and is a predicted model, not a curated record. The transcript has a single exon. Lineage: Eukaryota; Fungi; Mortierellomycota; Mortierellomycetes; Mortierellales; Mortierellaceae. The coding region runs from base 111 to 443 and encodes 110 amino acids.